Messenger RNA from Eremothecium sinecaudum, 219 nucleotides. RefSeq names its product H(+)-transporting V0 sector ATPase subunit e (gene VMA9). Gene Ontology annotation, biological process: vacuolar acidification; proton transmembrane transport. Gene Ontology annotation, cellular component: vacuolar proton-transporting V-type ATPase, V0 domain. The transcript is spliced from 3 exons. Lineage: Eukaryota; Fungi; Ascomycota; Saccharomycetes; Saccharomycetales; Saccharomycetaceae. Gene Ontology annotation, molecular function: proton-transporting ATPase activity, rotational mechanism. The record is from RefSeq and is a predicted model, not a curated record. The coding region runs from base 1 to 219 and encodes 72 amino acids.
AUGAGUUUCUACACUGUUGUUGCAACAUUUCUCUCAGUUUCGCUAGCUUCCGUUGUAUUUUGGGUUUUUGCACCGAAAGAGAAUCAAUCAGUAUGGAGGAGCACAGUGAUUUUAUCAAUUGCAAUGAUGUUUCUAAUGUGGGCAAUAACCUAUAUGUCUCAACUGCACCCUUUAGUUGCUCCUCGUCGAUCUGAUUUGAGGCCGGAGUUUGCCGAGUAA